AUGCCUUCAUCUUUAAAGCUUUGAAUUUUCCCAUGCGACUGCAUAGACUUAGACUGCAUAGACUGCAUAGAAAAACAAUUCUAACGAUGCAUUUCAUAAGCACAUAUUUUACAGGUAGAGCCGAGCGUGGGAAUUGGCAUGCAUCUGUACAUGUGUGUUCUGAAAUGUGCACAGUCGAAGUUUAUCUUCAAGUGUCACGUGUAUCAAGGCUGUGGGGAUUGCAUAAAAUGCAAGCAGGGUCAGGUGGAUCGUAGACCACUGCGCCAAAGACCAUGAAUGCCCUCAGCGCUGUGCUUCUGCUAGCCAUCGGACUCAGUUUGGCUGAGGCUUUUCCUGAUGAUAGAGCUGUAUGGCAGCUGAGAGAGAUGAUUCUCUGCACUGUGCCGGACAGCAGGCCUAUUCUGGACUAUGCUGACUACGGCUGCUAUUGUGGUUUGGGUGGGUCUGGUACACCUGUGGAUGAGUUGGAUAGAUGCUGUGAAGUGCAUGACAAAUGCUACAGACAGGCCAAACAGCAUGACAAAUGUGUGCCCAUAGUGGACAACCCAUACACCAUGUCCUAUUUGUUCAGCUGUGACAAAUCAUCCCAGAAAAUCACUUGCAGCAGUGACAACAACGAGUGUGCAAUGUUCAUCUGUGACUGUGACAAGAAAGCAGCUGAAUGCUUUGCGGAAGCGCCCUACAAUAAAGAGAAUGUGCGCCUUCCCAGUGACCGCUGCAAAUAAAGUUUUGUUUCAGGCAUUUAUCCUCUAUAUACCACUUUUCUGUAUAUAUUUUUGUAUGCGAUGAAACAUGUUAUAUCAAAAAGUUAAAUUAGGAGUCCGUUAUAAAAGGUACUAUAACAUUCUAGACCAUUAACACAUACGUUUUGAUACAACUAUCCACACCAUUUUUGUGUUUUAAAAUGAAUGUUAUAUUUGCAAUACUGUGGUAAUGUUUUGUGUUUAGUGGCAGUGAUGGGGUUAAAUCCUAGUUCAACAAGGCGUGUGAAUGUUUCAUUAUUCACUAGAUAUGAUGCAUGUAGGAUUUUCUUAUUGACGUAAAUGGUGAAUAGAGUCACAAAUGAGCCUGCAGAACAAAUAUGUGAGCUCAUUAAAUUAAAACUAAUAGCACAAAUGUAAUUGGUUUUGGGAUCAAAAUACUUAUGAAUGGAUGUUAUUUAUCAUGAUGACACUGAUGCCAUUUAGAAAAAAGUUAAACUACUACAACAAUUUUAAACCUCAUAUCACUAAAGAAGUUUGGUAUUUAAACAUCAUUUGCUUUCGUUUUGUUUAUUAUAUUUCAUUAUAUUUUAGAAUGUCGUGAAUCAUGUAUAACUUUGAAGGGAUAGUUCAACCCAAAAUGAAAAUUCUGUCAUCACUUAGUCACUCUCUUGUCAUUUCAAACCUGUAUGACUUUCUUUCUUUUGCAGAACACAUGAGAAGAUA
Molecule: messenger RNA, 1427 nt
Organism: Triplophysa rosa
Lineage: Eukaryota; Metazoa; Chordata; Actinopteri; Cypriniformes; Nemacheilidae
Product: phospholipase A2-like
Exons: 4
Coding region: 273-725 (150 amino acids)
Biological process (GO): phospholipid metabolic process; arachidonate secretion; lipid catabolic process
Molecular function (GO): phospholipid binding; calcium ion binding
Source: RefSeq, a predicted model, not a curated record